AUGUCUCAUUUUCAGGUAUCCAACAUCAUCAAUGUAAAUUAUGUCCAUAUUUACAUAAGAAAUUCACUGGUACUUCCUAUCUCAGGUGGUGUUGGCAGUGGGAAAUCUCAAAUGAGCAAACGUGCUAUAGCUGGAACUGCAGUAGGCUGCAGUUUUCUUCUGCUUGCCCUAAUGUCCGGGGCGACAUUUGCUAUACUGAAAAAGAGAAGGCCAGAACAAUCAUCAGGACGAGCAAAUCCAUUCGCUUCAUGGGGAGUUGCUCAAAAAGAUAGUGGAGGUGCUCCACAGCUCAAAGGAGCCAGGUUCUUCUCUUUUGAUGAACUGAAGAACUGCACCAACAAUUUCUCAGAAAGUCAUGAAAUAGGAUCAGGAGGCUACGGAAAGGUUUACAAGGGAACGAUUGAGGAUGGAACAGGUGUUGCAAUAAAAAGAGCGGAGUAUGGAUCAAAGCAAGGUGCGGUGGAGUUCAAGAAUGAGAUUGAACUGCUGUCCAGGGUUCAUCACAGGAACCUAGUAAGCCUGAUAGGAUUUUGCUAUGAACAAGGGGAGCAGAUGCUAGUGUAUGAAUAUGUUUCUAAUGGUACACUGCGAGAGAACUUGCAAGCAAGGGGAAUUUACCUGGACUGGAAGAAGAGGCUCAGGAUUGCUCUUGGCUCAGCUAGAGGACUGGCGUAUCUUCACGAACUUGCUGAUCCACCUAUUAUCCACAGAGAUAUAAAGUCCACAAAUAUCCUUUUGGAUGACAAUCUGAAAGCAAAGGUUGCUGAUUUUGGUCUGUCGAAGCUAGUUGCGGAUACCGAAAAGGGACACGUUUCUACUCAAGUCAAGGGAACACUUGGCUAUCUGGACCCCGAGUACUAUAUGACGCAGCAGCUAUCGGAGAAGAGCGACGUCUACAGCUUCGGCGUCGUCAUGCUUGAGCUACUAAGCGCCAGGCUGCCCAUAACAAAGGGCAGAUACAUCGUCCGGGAGUUCAGGAUUGCCAUAGAUCCCAACGAGCACGACUACUACGGCUUGCAGGGCAUCAUCGACCCGGCCAUCCACGACGCCGCCAAGUCGGCCGGGUUCAGAAGGUUCGUGCAGCUGGCCAUGGAGUGCGUGGAGGAGUCGGCUUCAAAACGGCCCACGAUGAGCUCGGUGGUGAAGGAAAUCGAGACGAUGCUCCACAAUGAGGGGCUGAGCUCAUCCGGCUCGUCUGUCACGGAGUUCGAGCACGCAGGGCAAGCCACCGGAGGCCCAUACGGCGGUGCGGUGGUUGUGACCGGAUCGAGCAGCAGCAGCAGCAUCAUAUCGGAAGAACCCUCCCGGUCCCACCGUGGAACUCGGCACUAAGCUCCCCGCACGCUCUUUGCCUACUCAGUGGACAUUUUAUGGACAUUUUUUUUCCUAAUCAGUCGUUGGAACAUGCAAUCCGCCCAAAUUUGAAGGCCAUGGCUCGAAUGCCCGAUUAGCUUAAGACCAGAUCAACCAACGGUCGACGGUGAAUUCGUCUGUGUAACGUUAAAUAAAGCAAUGGCUAAUGGAAUCGAAGCUGCUCUAAACUCGUGAUGGUAGAUCGCAGCUUCGAAUUAAG
This is a messenger RNA of Aegilops tauschii subsp. strangulata, 1573 nucleotides long. Lineage: Eukaryota; Viridiplantae; Streptophyta; Magnoliopsida; Poales; Poaceae. The record is from RefSeq and is a predicted model, not a curated record.